Teleopsis dalmanni is the source of this 568-nucleotide messenger RNA. It is a transcript of the gene Pfdn4, whose product is annotated as probable prefoldin subunit 4. Bases 92 to 505 code for a protein of 137 amino acids. Gene Ontology annotation, biological process: protein folding. Lineage: Eukaryota; Metazoa; Arthropoda; Insecta; Diptera; Diopsidae. The transcript is spliced from 3 exons. Gene Ontology annotation, cellular component: prefoldin complex; cytoplasm. The record is from RefSeq and is a predicted model, not a curated record.
CGAAAAUUUUUUUUAUAAACUAUCUUUCAGUUUUGCAGCUGAAGUAUUUUGCAAUUCUACUGGAUAAAAUAUUUGCUUAUUUUGAAAAAACAUGGCAGCAAAAGUAACUUCAGCGAAUAAUAAAGUAUUUCAAGCUGAUGACGUUCAUAUAUCUUUUGAAGAUCAGCAAAAAAUAAAUCGAUUUGCGAAGCAUAAUGCGCGUAUGGAUGAUUUGAAAGUUGAAUUAGAUAUGAAGAAAAAUGACUUGAAGAGUGUAGAGGAAGCUCUCGACGAAAUCGAGCUAUUUGAUGAAGAGGAAGACAUCCCAUUUUUGUUCGGUGAAGUAUUUCUCACUCAUAAACUCUCUAAAACUCAGGAAUUGUUGGCUGAAGUAAAGGAGCAAACUUUAAAAGAAAUAUCCGGCAUAGAAGCAAAAGCAAAUGAACUUAAAGCUGAGAUGAAUGAAUUGAAAGCACAUUUGUAUCAACGUUUUGGUAGUAAUAUAUCAUUAGAAAGUGAUGAUUAAAUGAUAUUUAUUAUAUAAUUUUACACAUAUUAAGUCAAUCGAAUUAAAUUAUUAAAUAACAAA